Molecule: messenger RNA, 2467 nt
Organism: Cottoperca gobio
Lineage: Eukaryota; Metazoa; Chordata; Actinopteri; Perciformes; Bovichtidae
Exons: 11
Coding region: 88-1776 (562 amino acids)
Molecular function (GO): oxidoreductase activity, acting on the CH-OH group of donors, NAD or NADP as acceptor; O-methyltransferase activity
Source: RefSeq, a predicted model, not a curated record
AAUAUAAUAGGGGAUUAACAUGUAUCAUAAUUUUAGGAACCAAACUCCAUCGGAGUGCGGUGUGUAUCUGUGCAUUUGUCAGACCCAAUGUAUGUUACACGGACAGGCAGCUGCCUGCACAGAAGCCUGUGGUCUUUUCCUGACACCCCAGUGGAAGUCCUUGUGGAUCUCCUAACAAAAGCCAAGGAGAUAGCCGCAGCGAGUGGCAAUGUGCCAGAGGAGUUGAAAAGCCAUUUGCAGAAGGCUCUGGACAUAGCCAGCGGCCUGGAUGACUACCUGGAGAAAAUGACCACACAGGAAAGUGAACCUCUGGCAGAGCUAUAUAAAAAAACAAUUUCCCAUGACUGGGAUCAAGUGCACAAGGAUGGCAAAACUAUGUUCCGGCUCCCCAAAGAGUGCAUCACUGGACAUGUUGAAGGCCAGACCCUGAAGAUGCUGAUCCACAUGAGUCAAGCAAAGAGGGUUCUAGAGAUUGGGAUGUUCACUGGCUACGGUGCACUAUCCAUGGCUGAAGGGCUUCCUGAAGACGGCUGCUUGGUUGCCUGCGAGCUAGAGCCAUACCUCAAAGACUUUGCGCAACCCAUUUUUGACAAGUCUCCACAUGGGAAGAAGAUUACGGUUAAGACUGGAUCCGCAAUGGACAGCCUAAAGGAAUUGGCUGCUGCAGGGGAGCAGUUUGACAUGGUCUUCAUUGAUGCUGACAAAGACAAUUACAUCAACUACUACAACUUUAUUCUGGACAACAGUCUGCUGAGAUUGCGAGGGGUCAUAUGUGUGGAUAACUCGCUGUUCAAAGCCAAGGUUUAUCUUGAAGACACCACAGAUAGCAACGGACUGGCGCUCCGAAAAUUCAACCAAUUUGUCUGUAACGAUCCACGUGUGGAGCAGGUCAUCAUCCCUCUUAGAGAUGGCAUCAGUGUUAUCCGCCGGGUAUCUGUGGAGUCUGAGUGCUCUAGGACACAGAGUAAAAUAACGGACGACAAAGUUUUCCGUGGGGUCAAGGGGCGCCCCAUCCUCGAUCGGAUGCGUCUCGAUGGAAAGGUGGCCUACGUGACGGGUGCUGGGCAGGGCAUAGGCCGAGCCUUUGCUCAUGCUCUGGGUGAGGCCGGUGCGAAGGUGGCCGUGGUAGACCUGGACCAAUUGAAAGCUGAGGCAGUGGCUGAAGAGCUCUUCCUUAAAGGCAUCAAUGCCAUUACGAUCACAGCUGACAUUAGCAAAUCAGAUGAUGUCCAGAGGAUGAUUGACAACAUUAUCUCCAAAUGGGGGGCGAUCCACAUCGCCUGCAACAAUGCCGGCAUCAACAUGAACUCGGCCAGUGAAGACACCAGUCUAGAGGAGUGGGACCAAACCUUUAACGUCAACCUGAGGGGGACUUUCAUGUGCUGUCAGGCUGCAGGUCGAGUGAUGUUGAAGCAAGGAUACGGCAAGAUUAUCAACACAGCCUCCAUGGCCAGUCUAAUAGUCCCCCAUCCCCAGAAGCAGCUCUCCUACAACACUUCCAAGGCUGGAGUGGUCAAACUGACUCAGACUCUGGGCACUGAAUGGAUUGACAGAGGAGUGUGUGUCAACUGCAUCUCACCGGGGAUUGUUGACACCCCUCUCAUCCACUCGGAGAGUCUGAGGCCUCUGGUGCAGCGCUGGCUGUCAGACAUCCCUGCUGGUAGACUGGCUCAAGUGACAGACCUGCAAGCUGCAGUGGUCUACUUGGCAUGUGACGCCUCCGACUACAUGACAGGGCAUAACUUAGUCAUAGAGGGUGGGCAAAGUCUGUGGUAGAUGAAGAGAUGAAAACUUAUUUUUUUCCUCUUCACUCUCCUGGGAUUUUUAUCUGAAAUGGGUGGUAUUCACACAAUCUCCAUUUGACACAUUCCCAGUAUUAGUUAAAAUCUUACUCAAUGUUUCCCUUUUGGUGAUUUUGUUUUUUUAGCGUGAUGAGGAAACUUGCAGCUUUUUGUCCUCUGUGUCCCCUGAAUAGGUUCAGUUUGAUGUCACGUGUGUUAUGACUGUGGCACACACUUUUUAGUGGAUGAAAAACAGUGUAUCAUGUUAUGUUAAAUACUAAAAAGAGGUUUAACAGCUGCCAGUCUUCUUGUCACACAAUAUGUGCUAACAUGCCUGAGAAAAGCUUUGUGAAGUGAAGAAAGAAAAGGAAAACUGUUGCUGUGCCUUCAAACACGUCUCAAUUUCUGCUGUAUUUUCUCUAGACAUUAUUUUAUACAUCAAAUGCUGUUCAAACUCAACAAUAAAUGUGACUGUUAGCGUUGUCUUAAAUACCUCUGAAAGAAACUUUAAAUUGUAUUUGUUGCAAUAAAGGUUUAUUUUAUAUCACGGUGUCAUACAAAUGCAGUUCAAAGUGCUUUACAGGAUAAUUAAAGACAUGGCAGUUUUGUAUUGUGAUAAACAAAGGGUGGUGAAAGUACAUGAACUGUAUGUGUGAUUUUCAAACAACCAAAUAAAUGGGCAUGUG